AUGAAGGAGGACGCGCAACCUAAUAACGCGAAUGAAGGCAAAAAUUCGGGAGUGGUGGGUUUCCCCAGCUUGUCCUCCGCGCAAAACCCAUUUUCCAUGACCUGUCCAUGCACUACAUUCAAGAAAAACCAACGUCUCAAUGAGUUGUUGGAUGUGCUAGAAGCCCUGGGAGCGCGCAGACCUAUCGGUGGUAUCUCAACAGCGUUCAUCGCUACCCUUGGCCCCCUCCAGAAACAAGUAGCUCAAAAAGCCACUCCACUUCUACUGGGAGCUCGUCUCUUCCCACUUCCCAAGUACGACGAGAACGGGAAACUCAAACACGAAAUCUGUCUCGAGCAUCGUCAUUCCUACAUCCGCAAGAACGCCGUAUUCGCCAUGUACACUAUCUACCGCGAAUACAAACACCUUGUCCCAGACACCCUUGAUUUCAUGCAGACUUUCAUCGCCGCAGAGUCUGACGCGACGUGCAAAUGUUGUGGAGUGGUUGAUGAUCAGCUGACGAGUAUGGAUGAGCUGUUGCAGAUGAGCGUUGUAGAGGUCCUUAUGUUGGAUUCUAAUAACGAUAAGACGCACCGACGUCCGUGCUUCAUCAACCUCAUCAUCAAACAAUUCGACAACAACGUCAAGCUGAUCGUCCUGUAUCGCCUGGACACCCUUCGUUCCAAGCACGGACACAUUCUGGAUGGACUGAUCCUGCAUAUCUUACAGGUUUUGUCGAGCGCUGACAUCGAGGUCGGAAGGAAAGCCAUGAGCAUUGUGCUUAGCAUUACUUCGACUCGGACGUCGUACUCUUCUUCAAGAAGCAGCUGCAACGGACACGAGCGGGGAUUCGAAAAGGCCCCAGAGUACAGCCAACUCCUGAUCCAAUCUAUCCACGUCUUAGCGGCCAAGUGUUCCAAAGUAGCUGCAAGUGUUAUCCACGCACUCAUGGAAUUCCUCGGAGACUCGAAUGACCCCUCUGCGUUGGACGUCGUCGCUUUCGUCUGGAGAUCCGGAAACUGCUUGGAUAGAUCCAGAUUCUUGCAAGCGAGCAACGAGGCUGGCGGAGAGGAGGAUAAAGAGGAGGAUAAGAAGGUUGAGGGGAGUGGGCGACCGAAGGUGCUUGCUGACAGAACAUAUGCGACGGAGACGGCCUGCACGAGUACUGGCACUCAUUUGGAGGUGACUUCUUCACGGUCUACAUUGAUUGCGACUUCCAUUAUCCGAGUCGGUCAGUCAACAGAAAAAGACAGCAAAGAAGAGUCAGAAAGCACACAGGAACAUCUCGUACAAGUGGAUGACUUGCUUACUUUCAGGCAAUUCUCGAACACAUCGGCGGAUGAUCCUAUUGAUUACGUUGAGGACUUGGGCAAGGCGAUGGGGCCGCUGAAGUCAGGCAAGACCUCAGUAGUAUAUUCCAGCUCACAGUCCAGGAUGCUCAUCAUCGACAUGGUAACUGUCCCGAACGUAGAUGCGACUCCUGCAAACUAG
Messenger RNA from Suillus paluster, 1470 nucleotides. RefSeq lists its product as uncharacterized. The transcript has 12 exons. The record is from RefSeq and is a predicted model, not a curated record. Gene Ontology annotation, cellular component: COPI vesicle coat; cytoplasm. Gene Ontology annotation, biological process: endoplasmic reticulum to Golgi vesicle-mediated transport; intra-Golgi vesicle-mediated transport; intracellular protein transport. Lineage: Eukaryota; Fungi; Basidiomycota; Agaricomycetes; Boletales; Suillaceae. Bases 1 to 1470 code for a protein of 489 amino acids.